AUGUCGACGACGCCCGAAACGGCCAACUGUGUGCCGCCGUCCGCCACGAGUAGUCCUGCAGUAGAUGACGGAGUUGAAAACCCUGCUGACCGAACUAUGGAAUUAUGUAGCGAUUCCGGUCAACUAUGUGUAGAAACUGCAGGACACAUAUGUGACCAUAACGAACCAGGUGCAGGUGACCACGAACACGGCGACGGACGACGGUCAAAGCCAGUCAGGAGCCGAUCGUUUUGGGAACGUUCUAUGAAAUUUGUCAGGCGUUUAUUAUGCUGCACAUCUAGUCCCGAGGAAUAA
Messenger RNA from Macrosiphum euphorbiae (potato aphid), 294 nucleotides. NCBI's taxonomy places the organism in Eukaryota, Metazoa, Arthropoda, Insecta, Hemiptera, Aphididae. The record is from the annotation of a GenBank genome assembly.